AACCGAUGACACCAGAAGGAAACCCUAAAACCAGUUGAGAAUCGAAUCAACUCUAUGGAUUUUGCCUUAGACGAAUAAUUUGUUCACGAGCAGAACGAACUGUUGGGGACAAAUGGGCGAAAGAGAGACGGAAAUUGAAGUCCGAACCCUAACCGGUGAAACGAUCACAGUCUCCAUUUCAUUGAAUAGCACAAUUCAUGAACUCAAGCUUCUCCUCAAACAAAUCUUUCCUCCCGCAACCACCUCCUCGAACUUCCACCUUUUUCUCAAGGGCACGAAACUAGGUUUGCAGAGUCAGAUAAGUAGUAACUUGAUUAACCAUGGAGAAUUUAUCGUUCUUAUUCCAUUUACGAAGAAGGACAAGCAGCAAACAGUGAAGCAAGGGGCGAAUGAAACAAAUUCUCAAAAUCUCCAUCAGUGUUCCACCUCAAAAUUUGCUGAAUUAGCUUGGUCUGAUAUGAUGCAAGACCUAUCCUCUCUCCGGGAUCGAGAGACUGAUGGCAAUGAGAGUCAUUCUCAUGUUGACGUUGGAAGCACCAAUUCUGACAAUCAAAACAAAGCAAAUAAGAGAAAUUGUAAGAGCUUGUUUGAUGAGGCAAUACAUGAGUUUUUGAACACAUUGCAGUCAUGUCACAAUGAUGAGUUGGAUGAAAAGAGUUGCGAGAGGUUUAUGCAGAUUUUGGAGUCAGUUAAUUGUUUAUCUGAUCCAGGAACCAGGAAUUGUAUAAUUGGGACUGCAAAUAUACGAGCCAGUGAAAUCAACUGUACUGCUCACAGUAGCUAUUCAUGCUUUUGUCCAUCAUGGCUGAAGGUUCUAUUGAAGGCGUUUUAUUUCUUGAACAUUUACUGUACUUUUCUUCAAGUGCAGCAGAAAAAAGUUACCCAGCAUAGUUUGGAGGGAGGACUGCAUCAGCUAUGCAAGUUUGGACUUGGAUUUGAAUAUGCUGAUCUUGAGAAUCUUGCUGUGCUCUGUCCUCAGGUAAUUGAAUAUAUUAUAGAACUGUACGACUAAGUAAUUACUGAGGCUUAUUAGCUUAAGUGAUUUCUAGAACUGUAUCAUCCCAUCCUUGGGUUCUGCAUAAUGAAUUACUGGGGGUGCAUCAAGAUGCGGAGAAAUUUUUUUAUCUAGUGGAAUGUGGUUUCUGGGUCUCUAAAAAACUUACUAGCAUAAGUAUAGGGGUGUAAACAAG
Molecule: messenger RNA, 1190 nt
Organism: Cynara cardunculus var. scolymus (artichoke)
Lineage: Eukaryota; Viridiplantae; Streptophyta; Magnoliopsida; Asterales; Asteraceae
Exons: 2
Coding region: 113-1012 (299 amino acids)
Molecular function (GO): protein binding
Source: RefSeq, a predicted model, not a curated record